Messenger RNA from Paramuricea clavata, 3534 nucleotides. Lineage: Eukaryota; Metazoa; Cnidaria; Anthozoa; Malacalcyonacea; Plexauridae. The record is from the annotation of a GenBank genome assembly.
GUUUUACUGGAUGUAGGAUGUGUUUAUCAAGAACGGCUGGGAUGGGAGAGACCUGGUUGGUUUGCACUUGACUCCAAAGCUGAGCUCAAUGAAUAUGAUUAUUAUGGAGCUUAUGAACACGAAAGAAAAAUCUCGAAAUAUGAAGAACUAUUGACGAUUGAUUACACAUUUGACUUUCCUCAGCACCAUGACAUUGUGAGUAAAAAAAGUUAGUACUCAAUAACUUUAUUUAUACUGGGCAGCUGUAUUUGGUUAAACUAUGUCUGAAUUUCUCCCUGGAGGUCUAGUAAGGAUAAUCUCUUAUUGUCUUUAUUGAUCUAGUGUUUACCACAGGAGGAAACCUAAACUAAACUACUGUAACUUUGUUUAUACUGGAUAACUCUAUCACUAUCAGUUCUAAACUUUUCUCCCUAGAGAUUCAGUAAGGAUCAUUUCUUAUUGAUCCAGUGUUAUUACAGGAGGAAACCUAAACUAAACUAACUUUGUUUAUACUGGAUAACUUUAUCAGUUCUAAAUCGUUCUUCCUUGAGGUCCAGUAACGGUCAUCUCUGAUAAAUCAUUCAUUUCUUGUCAGAUCGGUAAAGAAUGUGAAACAUGUCGAACGAAGGUCGCUGCAUUCAAUAUGUCGUAUUUUGGAAAAUUUUAUAUCAGUGGACCUGACGCACAGAAAGCAGUUGAUUGGAUAUUUUCAAAUAACAUGCAAAAACCUCCAGGUACGGUUGAGCAUAGGGGUUGAGCAAUGACCUCGUUUAGCGCGUGCUUUCUUCUGUUAGAAUUCUUUGUUUUGACGUCAUUAGCCCCACCCCGCAAGAAACAUAGAAACACGUUUUCCUCUUUUUCAAACUUCCUCUAGGUUCAACAACCUACACAUGCAUGUUGAACAAAGAUGGCGGCGUCCAGGCUGAUGUUACAGUUUCUGUUCUGGAAGAUGAAGGUUCUCACGAUGCCUUGUCACCAAGCAGUGAUGGUAAGAUGAGAGAAAGUGAUGGUAUGAUGGUGGUGGUAAUGGUGUUGAUGAUGAUGGUGGUAAUGGUGUUGAUGAUGAUGGUGGUAAUGAUGAUGAUGGUGAUGGUAAUGGUGAUGAUGAUGAUGAUGAUGGUGGUAAUGGUGUUGAUGAUGAUGGUGGUAAUGAUGAUGAUGGUAAUGGUGGUGAUGAUGAUGGUAAUGAUGGUGGUAAUGGUGUUGAUGAUGAUGAUGAUGAUGGUAAUGGUGAUGGUGUUGAUGGUGAUAAUGAUGGUAUGAUGGUAAUGGUAUUGAUGGUAAUGGUGUUGAUGAUGGUAAUGGUGUUGAUGUUAGUGAUAGUGGCGAUGGUCUGGUAAUGAUGGUGGUGAUGAUUGAUUGAUGAUAAUGUUGAACAUGUUUGUAUUUCUCUCCAGACAGAAGUUUCUACGUUGCUGUUGGUGGUGGUAUUGCAGAGUAUGGCUGGUGUCACAUCAAGAAGACUAUAGAAGAUAACAGAUUCAAUUGCCAGUUGAUUGACAAGUCUGAAGAUAUGGGUAUGUUGAGUAUACAGGGACCAAAAAGGUAAAAUAUUGGCUUUGUUUUAUAGCCAUGAUUCCUGGUCAUGUUUCCCUAAGGUUGGCAAACCAGGAAACAUGGUUUUCUUGUGAUGUUCCUCAAAGGUGAACAAGCUAGGAACCAUUGUUUCUUAGCCGUAUGUGAUUAUCUUCAUUGCAGUCGCGACUUAUUACAAUCAUUGUUGAACGUCGAUCUGAGCCAUGAAUCAUUUGCAUUCUCCACUCACAAGCGAGCACAACUUGCUGGUCACGACUUGCGCAUAUUGCGUUUAACAUUUGUUGGGGAGCUUGGGUACGAGUUACAUAUACCAGCCGAGUCGUGUAUCCCAGUAUACAACGCGGUAAUGGCAGAAGGUGAGAAAUACGACAUCAUCAAUUCAGGCUAUCGUGCUAUUGACAGUCUGAGUAUUGAGAAAGGUUUCAAACACUGGCAUCAGGACAUAAGACAUGAUGAUACACCUUUGGAAGGCGGUUUAGCCUUCACUUGUAAGUUGAAAACUGAUACACCUUUCUUGGGACGAGAAGCAAUAGAAAGACAAAAAGCUAAAGGACUGAAGAAGAAGCUUAUAUGUCUCACUUUGGAUGAGUAAGUAUUUCAACUCUCUCUUGGUUUGUGGAAACAUUUUGUUUAUUUUGUAACGUUAUCGAUCCAUAACCCCGGAUCUUCGUCUGUGCUAAUAAUCCGUGCAUUUUCUGAUUCUCUGUUAUUUGAUGCAUAUUUUAUUAAGUACCAUCGUACGGUGUUCGCCGAUAUCAGAGUGAGAAAAUAAUGUUAAUUCUUUUCAUUGUGUGAUUGUCUUAUAUUUGGCGGAAAAUAUUCAAACUGAGAGAUGUAUUCAAGUUAGCUACCAUCUGCUGCCUUCGAUUCUGAAAACCAAAAAAUGGUGAGUUUCAAUCAGCGUUACAGGACGGCAGAUUGUCAGUAACGUCAGGAAUGAUGACACCUAUAAGAGCAAAAAAAAUUAAACUACAUCUCUCCAUUCUAUUAUUUAUUUGCGUCCAAAAUACAAGACUACUACAUACAGGGCAGGAAAAAGGAAUUUUCUUCCUGGCAGCACAACCUGGAGACAAAAUUUCCUGCAGACCAACGGAGUAUUUUUGUGCUAAAUCUGCAUGUGCAUAAACAUAUAGUGUCCUAGCUGACCAUGGUUUUAAAUUCAAGGAAUGUCGACUGUCAACCAUAUGUUGUUGCGCCCUUAGUGGGACAUGGGUGUUAAGGUUUCCUUCGAAAUUUCAAUAGCAAAUCUUCAUUCAAACGAAUUUCCUGCAGCUGUUUAACAUCUCCUGCGAGCAGUGCUCGCCUAUUUUCUCCACCCCUGACUACAUAUAAUAAAAAUAAUUAACAUUAUUUCCUCAUUCUGAUAAAUGAUUGACCACCAUCUGCAACGCGAUAAGUGAAAAAGAAACCUAAGGCUAAGAAUUUUCUCUUCCCCUUUAGACACAAAGCACUGCAUGGUCUAGAAGGCAUUUAUCGCGACGGCCAAGCUAUUGGUUAUCUCCGUCGGGCUGACUUCGGCUUUUCCGUCAACAAGACCAUCUGCUACGGUUACGUCCGACGCCCCGACAAUGAGGUCAUCAAGAACGAGUGGCUGAAGACUGGUACCUACUCUAUUGAUGCUAUGGGGGAAAUGUUCCCGGCAACUUUACACCUCAAACCCGUUUUUGACCCGCAAAACACGAGAGUAAAAGGAAUUUAUAAAUAGUUAGGAAUUAAUAUAUUUUGAAGAACUAGUAUUAAUUUAUAUUUUAAAAUAUGGAUUGUUGCAAGUAUAAAUGAAAUACUUUGUGGUAAUUUGAUAACAAAUGGUUGUCUUUGGUGAUCAUACGUGAAAAUUCAUUGUAGAUUAAUAAUAAUAGGUGUAGCUGUGUAUAUAUAGUCAAAAUAUUUCCAUAAAAUCAUUGUUAUUAUGUGAAUAAAAUAAAUUUAUACUCGUUCAUUUUUUUCUGUCAUUCAUCGGUGGCAUUCGUACUUAGUUUUGUAGUUAUAUUCCAUUUAAUUAGUAAUGAUACAAGCAAG